Molecule: messenger RNA, 2767 nt
Organism: Lathyrus oleraceus (garden pea)
Lineage: Eukaryota; Viridiplantae; Streptophyta; Magnoliopsida; Fabales; Fabaceae
Product: protein MEI2-like 4
Exons: 11
Coding region: 307-2403 (698 amino acids)
Molecular function (GO): RNA binding
Source: RefSeq, a predicted model, not a curated record
ACCAACACCGUCACUUCCGUUGACUCAUCGUUGACAUAGUUAAUAACCGAAAAAACUACCAAAUCACUCACACUGUAACUACUCGCUGGAAAACUCACAGUUCCGGCACCGGCACCAGCACCGCCGUAACUAACAUAGUUGAUUAAGAGGUUAACGUGUAAUGCAGGAAAAACCUUUCGAUUGAAGAUCUUGUACGGCACACAUUAUCGAAGAUCCUUCCUUUCUGCAAAUUCUCACCUUGCCUUAUUCCUGUUCUUCAUCUUUGUGAAGGUAAAUUACUGAAUUGACUACUCUACCCCUGUGAUCAUGCCUGCUGAAACAAUGGAUUCAAAAUUGUGGAAAUCGGAUGAACUUUCUGAAGGGCGUGUUAAUAUAGUUUCUUCUCGGGAAGAAACAACUCUCUUUUCAAGUUCUUGGUUCGAUUUGUUUAGCAAAAAAUUGCGAUUAUCUGCGAAUAAUGCUUCACAUGCACAUUCUGUGGAUGCAAUUGCAUCGCAUUACGAGGAACAGAGGCUUCGUGACUCUCUUGAAGAACUCGAGGCUCGAAUAAUUACAAGUCUACUCCCUAACGAGGAUGAUUUGCUUUCUGGAGUGAGGGAUGACCUUGUCAUUCCGAAUAGGACGCGUGAUGAGGUCGAUGAACUAGAGCUUUUUAAUAGUGGUGGAGGUUUUGAACUUGAAGAUGAUGGUAAGUCGUCGUCCAGAGAAAAGAAGUCUGAAAUCGUUGGUGGAGAUAGUAAUAAUAACUCAGUCGUGGGAGAAAAUCGUUCUGGUGAACACUUUUCUAGAAGAUUAUUUGUGAAAAAUAUCGACGCUGAUGUUGAAAACUCCGUAUUGAAAGCCCCUUUUGAGCAAUUUGGAGAUAUUGACAGUUUUGAUAGAGCUUGCAAGCAUCGAGGGAAUGCUAUGAUAACAUAUUAUGAUGUCAGAGAUGCCCAAAAUGCAAUGAGAGCACUCCAGAACCGACGCUUCGGCUGCAGGAAAUUCGACAUUCAUUAUUCGAUUCCUAAGAUUCAUCCCGAAUUCGAACAGAAAGAAUGCAACCUCUGUCUACAUCAGAACUGUUCUCCUCUUAACCCAACAACUGGCUCCCAUGGUAGAGAAGGCUUGCAUCAGGGGAUCUCUCCAAGUGUUCCGAACACGUCACCGUCUCUAAUCAUACAUAAUUCAGUUGGAAACCAAUGUGAAAUUUCUGAAUCAAGUUCCUCAGGCCAGUUGAAUUUUGAUACUCAGCCUGAAUUAGCUUUUCAACCUCAUUCCUUCUCAGAACAUCAUCGUAAUGGUGUACGCCACAGUCCUCUUGAGGUCGCUGCAAACGUCAACCUCAAAACACAGGAAAGAAUCGAUAACAUGCCGUUUUUUCAAGUAAACUCCAAUAGACCCUUCAUGGAUUUUGAAGCAUGUGUUUCUAAAUCCUCUGGUAAUGGACGUUCAAGCUUCCCUCUCCCUGGCCAUCAUGAAAAUUGGAGCAAUUCCUAUCUGCCUCGACCUAUGUUGCAAAAUUCACCAUCAUUUUUCAAUGGAGCUUGUGCAGCACCUACUAUACAAAGAUUGAACCAAAUUUCUAUGCCACCAUCACAUAUGCUAACUGCUGUUUUACCAACAAAUAACCAUCUUGUUCAAUCACCUCCUCUUUGGGACAGUAGAUAUCCUUAUCCAGCUGAAUCUAUAACACCACACCGUGUCGACUUUGUUCCUCGUAACAUGCUCCCUCAUUUUGGACUCAACUUCCACAACCAGAGGAGCAUGGUGUUUCCUGAAAGAAACCAUAUGAUUAAUUCAGUUGAUACUACUUAUAAACGCGUUCGAAGCCGUAGAAAUGUAGGCACGUCGAACCCGGCUGACUUGAAACGGUAUGAACUUGAUAUUGACUGCAUUAAAAGGGGCGAAGAUAACCGAACAACGCUUAUGAUCAAGAACAUUCCCAACAAGUAUACUUCCAAGAUGUUGUUGGCUGCAAUAGAUAUACACCAUAAAGGAACUUAUGAUUUUUUGUAUCUACCAAUUGAUUUUAGAAACAGAUGCAAUGUUGGAUAUGCAUUCAUCAACAUGACUGAUCCUAGCUUCAUUGUACCAUUCUACAAGGUGUUCAAUGAGAAAAAGUGGUUGAAAUUCAACAGUGAGAAAGUGGCAUCACUCGCAUAUGCUCGCAUACAAGGGAGAGCCGCUCUUAUUGCUCACUUCCAGAAUUCAAGUUUGAUGAAUGAGGAUAAGCGUUGCAGGCCUAUCCUCUUCAACACGGAUGGUCCAAAUGCUGGUGAUCAGGUACCUUUCCCAAUUGGUAUAAAUGUUGGCAACAAAAAUGGAAAAGAUAGAAGCAACAUUCAUGAGGAUAACACUGCUAAUUUGGGAAACUUACAACCAUCAUCUGAUAAAGACAGUAUUUCAAAGGAAUCAGACUAAGGAAGUCACAUUUGUUUCUUUUGAUGCCUCAUUAAUUUUACUUAAAUCACUAACCAUACAAAUUAAAGUAAUUUGGUUAGACAAAUAAAAGUGCUUAUAUUAGGAGCAUAUGUACAUAGGUACCAAUACUUCACUUAAGCCAAGAAGUUUUUCAAUUCAUUGUUUUUUGUUAUUAUAUACGAUCAUAUUAGAUCAGUGUCGUCUCGGUGUCUAUGUUGAUGCUUGAAAGACAUCAAUAGAAUCCGUCUCAACUUUGAGUUUGCAAGGCAAAAGUAUAGGAGUUUCUGAAGUAUGAACUAUGAACAUUGGAGAAGCUUGUAUAGUUCCUUUUUUUUUAUUCAGGCAAUUUUUUCCUUGUAAAUUU